UGGAGGAGACGGAGCCCCUCAUGGCGCGGUUCCCGGCUGACCUCUGGAGGCAGGGAUGCGCGCCCUCCCACGACGCCGCCGCCGCCCACGUCCGGGGCCUGGUGGCCCUCCUCCUGAGAUACCAGGCGGAGAGGCGCCCGCUCCUCCAGAUCCACGCCCAGCUCGUUGCCCGCCAGGUGUUCGACCGCCGUCCCACGCCGUGGCACGCGCUCCUCAAGGCCUACUCCCGCGGCCCUCUCCCGCAGGAGGCACUGAGCCUCUUCAGGGACGCGCGGCGGCACGCGGCCGACAACACCUACGCCUUCGUGCACGCCCUCGGGGCCUGCGCGGCCCUGGCGUGGCCGCGGGCUGCCGUGCAGCUGCACGGGCUUGCUGUCCGGAAGGGGUUCGAGUUCCACGCCUACGUGCACACCGCCCUCGUCAAUGCCUAUGUCGUGUGCGGGUGCCUGGCGGAUGCUCGGAUCACGUUCGACGAGAUGCCGGCCAAGAAUGCGGUUACUUGGAACGUGGUGAUCACCGGGUUUGCUGCGCGGGGCGAGGUUGAGUACGCGAGGCUGCUUUUUGAGCGGAUGCCCUGUAGGAAUGUUGUCUCGUGGACCGGGAUGAUUGAUGGGUACACGCGCUCCUGUCGCUCGGUAGAGGCCAUUGCUCUCUUUCGCCGCAUGAUGGCAGAAGGUGUUGAUCCAAGCGAGAUAACUGUGUUAGCGGUUGUACCUGCGGUAUCUAAUAUUGGAAGGAUUCUUUUGGGUGAGGCCUUGCACGGCUACUGUGAGAAGAAGGGUCUUCUUGUGUUGGAUAUCCGAGUUGGUAAUUCGCUCAUAGACUUGUAUGCCAAGGUUGGGUCUGUACAGAACUCACUGAAGGUUUUCCAUGAAAUGCUGGAUAGGAGAAACUUGGUGUCAUGGACAUCAAUAAUUUCAGGUUUCACAAUGCACGGGUUGUCAACUGAGGCUGUUGAACUGUUUGCAGAGAUGAGAAGAGCUGGAAUCAGGCCUAACAGAGUCACCUUCUUGAGCGUUCUCAAUGCUUGCAGCCAUGGUGGGCUGGUCGAGCAAGGAGUACAGUUUUUCAAAAGCAUGGUGUCUGAAUACAGUCUAACUCCAGAGAUCAAGCAUUUUGGGUGUAUCAUAGACAUGCUAGGGAGGGCUGGACGGUUAUAUGAGGCCGAGCAAGUAAUAAGUGGUCUGCCAAUAGAGGUUAAUUCAGUCGUGUGGAGGACACUGCUGGGUUGUUGCAGCAAGUAUGGGGAAGUGGAGAUGGGGGAGAGGGCAAUGAAGAAGAUACUAGACAUCGAAAGAGAAUCUGGAGGUGAUUUUGUGGUGGUAUCCAAUAUGCUCACUGAGCUUGGAAGGUUUAGUGAUGCUGAAAGAGCACGGAAGCUAGUAGAUGAGAUGAAUACUGUUAAGGUUCCUGGGCUUGCUUUGGUUGGCGAGAGUCAGUUUCAUGAAAAAAUCCAGUUUUCUUUCAGCAUUGUAAUGAUGGAAGCCAUAAAGAAGCUUCAUGGCCAUCUCAUUGUUUCUGGGCUGUACAAUUGCCAAUAUGCAAUGUCUAAGAUUCUCAGAUUCUAUGCUAUCCUACAACCAGAUUUGGUUCUUGCUCAUAAAGUAUAUGGGCAGAUUGAAGCGCCAACAACUUACCUUUGGAAUAUCAUACUCAGGGGGCUUGCUCAAAGCGAUGCACCAGAAGAUGCAAUCGCUUUCUACAACAAGGCUCGAGGAAAAGGCAUGGAGCCGGACAACCUGACGUUUCCGUUCGUAGUGAAGGCUUGUGCAAGGGUUGGUGCUCUUAAUGAAGGGAAACAGAUGCACAGCCAUGUACUGAAGUUCGGGCUUCUUUCAGAUAUCUUUGUUUCCAAUUCGCUGAUUCAUCUGUAUGCUGCCUGUGGUGAUUUGUGCUGUGCAAGAUCUGUUUUCAAUGAGAUGCCAGUUAAGGAUGUGGUGUCCUGGAACUCUUUGAUAUGUGGAUAUAGCCGGUGCAAUAGAUUGAAAGAGGUUUUGAAGUUAUUCAAGUUGAUGCACGAUGCAGGAGUGAGAGCUGAUAAGGUCACUAUGGUCAAGGUUGUUUCUGCGUGCACUCGUCUAGGAGAUUGGAGCAUGGCGGAUUGCUUGGUUAGAUACAUAGAGGAUUACUGCAUAGAGGUGGAUAUUUACUUGGGCAAUACUCUGAUAGAUUACUAUGGCAGGCGUGGUCAGCUCCGAUCAGCAGAAAAGGUUUUCUUUAACAUGAAGGAUAGGAACGCCGUGACACUGAACGCAAUGAUCACCGCAUAUUCAAAAGCUGGAGAUCUGGUUUCGGCAAGAAGGUUAUUCGAGGAAAUUCCUGGCAAAGAUCUGAUCUCGUGGAGCUCUAUGAUAUCUGGCUAUUCACAAGCUAGUCAGUUCUCUAAUGCUUUGGAGCUCUUCAGGAAGAUGCAGAGAGCCAAGGUGAAACCGGACGCGAUCGUGCUUGCAAGUGUACUCUCCGCCUGCGCGCACCUAGGCGCUCUCGAUCUCGGCAAGUGGAUCCACGACUACGUGAGGCGACACGGGAUCGAAGCCGACACCAUCCUGCACAAUUCUCUGAUCGACAUGUACGCGAAAUGCGGAAGCACCAAGGAGGCUCUGCAGGUCUUCAGAGAAAUGAAAGAGAAGGACACCCUAUCAUGGAACUCGAUCAUAAUGGGGCUGGCGAACAACGGCGCCGAGGAGGAAGCCCUGGGCGCCUUCCACGCCAUGAUCGCCGAAGGGUUCAGGCCGAACGAGGUCACCAUCCUCGGCGUGCUGAUCGCCUGCGCCAACAAGAAGCUCGUCGAGGAGGGGCUCGGCCACUUCGAGAGCAUGAGGUCGGUCCACGGCGUGGAGCCGCGGAUGAAGCACUAUGGCGUCGUCGUCGACCUCCUGGGGCGUGCCGGUCGGCUGACCAAGGCGCUGAGGUUCAUCGCCGAGAUGCCCGUCGCUCCUGAGCCCGUCGUCUACAGGAUACUGCUGGGGGCGGCCAGAACGCACGGUGAUUUGGGGAUCGCCGAGGUGGCCGCCGAGAGGCUCAGGGAGCUGGACGACGGGAACAGCGGGGACUACACGCUGAUGAGCAAUGCGUAUGCGGGGGCUGAUAGAUGGGGCGACGCCAUGGAGGUCAGGCAGCGGAUGGAAGAUAGUCGUGUGAGGAAACCGCCCGCUUGCAGUGUCGUGGACUGCUGACCCCGCUAGCUAUAGAGUGAUGCUCGGGUCCAUGGACCGAGAGAAUGAUGUUAAUUAUUCUGUAGCCAAUUUUGUCAUAACGAUGUGAAUAAUGCAAAGCCAGAAGAAAGGAUGCACGCCCGUAGGCACAC
Messenger RNA from Triticum dicoccoides, 3307 nucleotides. RefSeq names its product pentatricopeptide repeat-containing protein At2g22410, mitochondrial-like. Gene Ontology annotation, molecular function: protein binding; RNA binding. Gene Ontology annotation, biological process: RNA modification. The record is from RefSeq and is a predicted model, not a curated record. The transcript is spliced from 2 exons. Bases 21 to 3176 code for a protein of 1051 amino acids. NCBI's taxonomy places the organism in Eukaryota, Viridiplantae, Streptophyta, Magnoliopsida, Poales, Poaceae.